UAGGCUUGUGUUUUUGGUUCUGAAAAUUAUGGUUACUGCUCCCGUCUAUCAAAAGAGCGCAGGGUGUGUUCUUCGCCUCUCAGACUGAGGCCGUUUGGUCUUUGUAAAAUCUGUUUCUCUUGUUUUGUUUGUUAUUCGGGCGGGAAAAGAAAAUGUCAGGAAAAGGAGCAAAGGGAUUGAUAACAGGGAAGACAUCAGCUGCUAACAAAGACAAGGAUAAGAAAAAACCUAUCUCUCGUUCUUCUCGCGCUGGCCUUCAGUUUCCGGUAGGUCGUAUACAUCGCUUGCUGAAGUCGAGGACAACAGCUCAUGGCAGAGUAGGAGCAACAGCUGCUGUCUAUUCUGCUGCUAUUUUGGAGUAUUUGACUGCAGAAGUGUUGGAGUUGGCUGGAAAUGCCAGCAAGGAUCUCAAGGUCAAACGUAUCACUCCUAGGCAUUUGCAACUUGCAAUUCGUGGUGAUGAAGAACUCGAUACUCUGAUCAAAGGUACCAUUGCUGGUGGUGGAGUCAUCCCUCACAUCCACAAGUCGCUUAUUAACAAAUCAUCCAAAGAAUAGCUUUGCCAUAUGGGUUUUGUCUCUGUGCAUCUGCCAAGUGGAAAAAUUCCUUCCUUGCUGAUGUGAUUCUGCGCUCAGUGACCAUGCUUCUGUUCAAGACUUCUGUGAGAUUAGGGACCUGAAUUUGUGUUAAAUUGUUAGCUUAAUACCUCUUUUUUCUUUUUUGUCAGUUCAGUUGGCAAGACUUGUUGUGUUUCUGAUAUGCUGUGGAGAUGUGGAUAAUGACAUUGUUUAACAAUUCUAAUCUUUGCUCAAAAUUUAUGGUAGUAGUAUUGACCAUUUGCAUUA
Ricinus communis (castor bean) is the source of this 845-nucleotide messenger RNA. RefSeq names its product probable histone H2A variant 3. Lineage: Eukaryota; Viridiplantae; Streptophyta; Magnoliopsida; Malpighiales; Euphorbiaceae. Gene Ontology annotation, cellular component: nucleosome. The record is from RefSeq and is a predicted model, not a curated record. The transcript is spliced from 2 exons. Gene Ontology annotation, molecular function: DNA binding; structural constituent of chromatin; protein heterodimerization activity. The coding region runs from base 153 to 557 and encodes 134 amino acids.